Molecule: messenger RNA, 1151 nt
Organism: Acanthoscelides obtectus
Lineage: Eukaryota; Metazoa; Arthropoda; Insecta; Coleoptera; Chrysomelidae
Source: the annotation of a GenBank genome assembly
GGUGUUUAUCCGAUAUGACUAGACGAAAAAAGAAGGAUGAAGAAGAGCAACAAGAAGAUAAAGAUGAAAGUUAUUUAUCCAAGAAUAAUGCAAAUACUACUAUAGAGCAAGAAGUACAGUACCUGAAGAAGCUAUUAGAAACAAAGAAUGAAAUAAUUUUAGAUAAAGAGAGGUAUAUCAAUCAAUUAGUUAAUGAGAACAGACGUUUACAGGAGCAUUAUGAAUUGAUCAUUAGCAGUAUAGUGGAUAAAGAAACCAUAAUCACUUCUUUGGGGAAAAUAAAUGAAAGAGUUGAAAAAAUAGAAGCUACUACCUCAUACACUCGUUGUAAUGAUGUAAUUAAAUCAUAUAGUGGAGCUGUAAAAGAGUCAAAAAAAAGCAGAGAUGAGAAGAUUGUAGAUAAAAUUAAUAAUACACAAAAUUUGAUGAUAAAAAGUACGAACAAAUCAAACUCUAAUGUGUUGGAAGAUUUGAAGAAGAGCAUUGAUCCAGCUAAGUCAAAUAUCUGUGUGAACUCUGUGAGGAGGGUGAAUAAUGGCAUCAUUCUUAGCUGCGAAAAUGAAGCAUCAUUGUCCAAGCUGAUGGCGAGUAUACAGGGAGAACUCGGUGCGAACUUCACUGUCAAUGAGAUCAAGAAAUAUCGCCCACGCAUGGUGAUAAAUAAUGUAGAAUGCGCCUACACAAAAUCUGAGGGAUUAAUCGAGAAGAUCUUGUCCCAGAAUGAAUUUGGUAUUUUCAGUAGUGAUGAUAUAAAAACUGUAACCACUUUCAGAUGUUCCGAAUCUACUUUAAAUGUUGUCAUUGAGGUUAGCCCAAAAUUUAGAAAAACGUUGCUAGAUAGAGGUCAUAUAUACAUGGGUUGGCAAAGAUGUCCUGUGCGGGAUUAUGUACGAAUUGUGCGCUGCUAUAAAUAUUCAGGUUUUGGCCACAUGGAAAAAAAUUGCAUACAUUCUAAAGUAUCAUGUCCUUUAUGUGCUGGAGAUCAUUUGGAAAAAAAUUGUAAAUCUGCUUUUAAGAAUUGUUCAAACUGUGUGAAUCACAAUUCUAAAUUCAACACUCAAUUUGAUACUAGUCAUUCUUCUAAAGACUUAGAUUGUCCAACUUAUAAAAAACAUGUUACAUACUUGAAAUCUAGAAUUGAAUAUGAAUAG